UUCAAGCGUGAAGCCGCGACAACGCCUGAAUUAGCCAGCUGCCGCCUACAUCCCCACAGCCUCGCUCUCCGAUCUCGCACAGUCCUCAGCCGACUCUAGUACCGAGCGGACAUACACACCACCAGCAACAACAUGUCUCAGACGACGAAAAGUUUUGAGGAGAAAUGUAAAGUGUUCUUCGACCAGGCCAACGGGGGUAACCCUAUAACAGUGGGCCAGCUGGCACGAGUUAUCCGAAGUGCUUGUCCCAACUUCCAGGGCACCGAUCAAGAAAUUGCUGAAAUGUUUUUUGAAGUCGAUGCAAACAACGACAAGUUAGUGGACUGGAACGAGUUCAGCACUGCCCUGUUUGCUAAAGAUCCAAAGGAAGUGACGAGGGCAGAACUGCAAACUUUAUUUAAAUCCAUCGAUAAAGACGGCAGUGGCAAGCUGGAUAAAACUGAAAUAAUAAACUUGGUCAAAGAACAAGGCUUGAGCAUUACAGAUGAGGAAUUGGAUGAUCUCAUUAAAGAGGCGGACGUCAACGGGGACGGCUUGAUCGACUUUGAAGAGCUCCUAAGAUUGUGGAUGUCUAAAUAAUUGAUGACAUUCAUAUACUUUUGGCAAGUCUGAACUCGUGUGUUUGACAGUGGUCUUAGAUUCACGCCAACGUAUAAUUUUUAAAUUGAAAUACAAGAUUUUUGUAUCUACUUUAGAAACAUACAUUAAAAACAACCUUAUAAAUUU
Physella acuta is the source of this 726-nucleotide messenger RNA. RefSeq names its product calmodulin. NCBI's taxonomy places the organism in Eukaryota, Metazoa, Mollusca, Gastropoda, Physidae. Gene Ontology annotation, molecular function: calcium ion binding. Gene Ontology annotation, cellular component: myosin II complex. The record is from RefSeq and is a predicted model, not a curated record.